Messenger RNA from Rhododendron vialii, 3067 nucleotides. Its product is annotated as dynamin-related protein 5A. The coding region runs from base 105 to 2549 and encodes 814 amino acids. NCBI's taxonomy places the organism in Eukaryota, Viridiplantae, Streptophyta, Magnoliopsida, Ericales, Ericaceae. Gene Ontology annotation, cellular component: cytoplasm; microtubule; membrane. The record is from RefSeq and is a predicted model, not a curated record. The transcript is spliced from 9 exons. Gene Ontology annotation, molecular function: GTP binding; GTPase activity; microtubule binding.
UACACAAAGAAAGAAUUCAAAUUCAAAAACCUCCUCCCCCUCUCUCUCUUCUCUUCUGCAUCAAUUCUCCUCUCCACUCUCUCCAGUACCCACCCAAAAACGCCAUGGCCACACCCAGCAGCAAAACCCCUUCCACCAAAACCAAAUCGAUGCCGGCCCGACCCGCUUCCGAUUUCAAGACCCGGUUCGACGCCUACAACCGCCUCCAGGCGGCCGCGGUCGCAUUCGGCGAGAACCUCCCCAUACCGGAGAUAGUCGCCGUGGGCGGCCAGUCCGACGGCAAGAGCUCUCUCCUCGAAGCCCUCCUCGGGUUCCGGUUCAACGUCCGAGAAGUCGAGAUGGGCACCCGACGGCCUCUCAUCCUCCAAAUGGUCCACGACCCCACCGCAUUAGAGCCCCGGUGUCGGUUUCAGGAAGAAGAGUCUGAGGAAUAUGGAAGUCCUAUUGUUUUAGCAUCUACAAUUGCAGAUAUCAUAAAGUCACGGACUGAAUCACUUCUGAAGAAGACCAGAAGUGCAGUGUCUUCAAAGCCAAUUGUGAUGAGAGCAGAAUAUGCCCAUUGUCCUAACCUCACCAUCAUUGAUACGCCAGGCUUUGUUCUCAAGGCAAAGAAGGGUGAACCAGAGAAUACACCUGAAGAAAUUCUGUCAAUGGUGAAGUCGUUGGCUAGUCCACCCAAUCGCAUUGUCUUGUUCCUUCAGCAAAGUAGUGUGGAAUGGUGCUCGUCACUGUGGUUGGAUGCUGUUCGCGAAAUUGAUCCAACAUUUAGGCGGAUAGUAGUUGUCGUCUCGAAAUUUGACAAUCGGCUCAAGGAAUUUACUGACCGGUGGGAAGUGGAUCGUUAUUUGAGUGCCAGUGGUUACCUGGGAGAGAAUAUUAAACCAUUUUUUGUGGCUUUGCCGAAGGAUAGGAACACAGUUUCAAAUGAUGAAUUCCGCAGGCAAAUAUCUCAGGUGGACCUCGAUGUAAUACACCAUCUGCGUGAGGGUGUUAAGGGGGGAUUUGAUGAAGAAAAGUUCAGUUCCUAUAUUGGGUUUUCCUGUCUCAGAGAUUUUUUGGAAUCUGAGCUUCAAAAGCGCUACAAAGAAGCCACACCCACUACUUUAGCUUUGCUUGAACAGCGCUGCAGCGAAGUCACUGCUGAAUUGUCCAGAAUGGAAACCAAAAUACAGGCUACUUCUGAUGUCUCUCAUCUUCGGAAAUCUGCAAUGUUGCAUGCUGCUUCGAUCUGCAAUCAUGUGGGAGCACUGAUUGAUGGAGCAGCUGACCCUGCCCCAGAGCAAUGGGGGAAAACAACAAAUGAGGAACAGUCAGAGAGUGGUAUUGGGAGCUGGCCUGGCAUUAGAGCAGAUAUAAAACCUCCCAAUGCCACCCUACGUCUGUAUGGUGGGGCCGCUUUUGAAAGGGUUAUGCAUGAAUUUCGUUGUGCUACAUAUUCCGUCGAAUGCCCCCCCGUAUCAAGGGAAAAAGUGGCGAAUAUAUUACUUGCGCAUGCGGGCCGUGGUGGGGGUAGAGGAGUCACAGAGGCAGCUGCAGAGAUUGCACGUGCUGCUGCCCAGUCAUGGUUAGCUCCUCUUCUCGACACGGCAUGUGAUCGGCUUGCCUUUGUUUUGGGGAACCUCUUCGAUCUUGCUGUGGAGAGAAACCAUUGCCGAGACUCAGGCUAUGGCAGGAAAACUGGAGAUAUGGAUGGCUAUGUUGGUUUUCAUGCUGCUUUAAGGCACUCUUACAGCCGCUUUUUGAGGGAUAUCACAAAACAGUGCAAGCAAUUAGUUCGGCAUCACCUUGACUCAAUUACUAGCCCGUAUUCUCAAGUCUGUUAUGAGAAUGACUUUAUGGGGACUUAUGGUUCAGGUGCAAGCUACACUUCCAAAUCCAACCAAGCUUCAGCUACAUCAUUUUGUCUUGAGCUAUCGGACGGAGGGCCCACAUUGGAAGAUGAACCCAUGAAAGACCAAGAGAAUAUACCUCCAGAAAAAAAUGCCCACCAAACAACGCCAGGAAAAGUUACAGAAGCCAGAGAAGUUCUUAGGGAAAGCCAAAUGACUGUACCUGAGACUCCUUCGCCAGAUCAGCCAAGUGAUGGAAAUAAUGUUGGCAUUAAGAAGGAACUUGGAAACUGCAUUGAGGUAGGAGCAAGAAAACGGCAUCCUAGAAUAGUCGGCAAUAGCAGAAAUUCGGAUCAUUUGAGAGUCCAGAAUGGUGGUGGUCUUUUAUUCAGGGGUGGGGAUAGCAGUUCACGAUCAGGGUCAGCUUACUCAGAGAUUUGUUCUUUGGCUGCACAGCAUUUUGCACGGAUACGUGAAGUUUUGGUUGAGCGGAGUGUGACAUCAACUUUGAACUCUAGUUUCUUAACUCCUUGCCGGGAUCGUCUUGUGGUAGCACUUGGGCUGGAUUUGUUUGCUGUCAAUGAUGAGAAAUUCAUGGACAUGUUUGUUGCACCUGGAGCAAUUGACAUCCUACAAAAUGAACGGCAGUCUCUUCAGAAGCGUCAGAAAAUAUUGCACUCUUGCUUGACCGAGUUCAAAACUGUGGCACGUACACUUUGAUGAAACCUCUCUCUGUCUCUCACACAAAACUGCAUUGACGCCACUGAGAAAUAGUUCAUUGGUUCACCAUCUUGUGAGCAUUCACAUUAACUCUGCAAAUAGGGUUUCACAGCAUCCUUUCUCAGGAUAAUGUUCGUACAAACUGCUAACAAACCACAAAGAAGUGAUUGAAGAUUUUUCCUCUAAGUUUUCAUGCCAGGAUUUUCUAAUGUCUUCCCAAGUAGAGUUAUGUCCAUUUGGCUCAGUGCAGACCAUGCUCAUAUUGCUAGUUGUGAUUGUAUUGUUUCGGAUCAGAUUUAGGUGAGGUGUAAUCAUUGUUUGUGCUGUAUAACAAUGAGUUUUUUCUUAACAGAAACAAAUGGCUGCAUUCAUGAAAAGCCUUCUGGCACUGCAGAUGAUUGAAACUUGCUUAUUUUGGAUGUGUCAUAGUUUCUUAGUCUCUGCUUUCGGCUGUAUAACAAUGAUUGAAACAUGCUUAUUUUGGCCAGAGUGUUGUGGAAUUUAAUCCAUCUUGUCUA